AUGUUUCAGAGUGCGAAUUCUCAGAGUGUGACUUCAUCUGACAAUGAGAAUGGUGUACUUUGCUAUUGUCACCGGCCAGCAAAGAUUGUGAGAGCUUGGACCCGUAGAAACCCUGGUCGUAGGUUCUAUAGUUGCAUAGGCCGUCGAGGAGCCAAUGGGUGGGUGGCUUGCAAAUUCUUUGAUUGGUUCGACAAAGAGGAACCACACGGAUGGCAACAUGUUGCACUAUUGGAGGCAGAACAGACAAUUAAAGAGCAAAAAGCAGAGAUUGAGGGUUUGAAGAACAAGGUAAGAACACAAACUCGUCAUUCUGAAAAUUUUGGGAAUUCAAAUGCAUUGGUGGAUAUACUGAAGGAAAGGAAAGAAACGAAGUUCUUGAAAGGGAAGUGUUGA
Molecule: messenger RNA, 393 nt
Organism: Microthlaspi erraticum
Lineage: Eukaryota; Viridiplantae; Streptophyta; Magnoliopsida; Brassicales; Brassicaceae
Source: the annotation of a GenBank genome assembly